Molecule: messenger RNA, 480 nt
Organism: Ipomoea nil (Japanese morning glory)
Lineage: Eukaryota; Viridiplantae; Streptophyta; Magnoliopsida; Solanales; Convolvulaceae
Exons: 3
Coding region: 1-480 (159 amino acids)
Source: RefSeq, a predicted model, not a curated record
AUGAAUCGGUACUGGUGGGGAUCUGGGAAUGAUAGUGGCAUUCACUUGAGAGCCUGGGAUAAAUUGUGUGUGCCAAAGAAGCAUGAGGGCUUAGGGUUUAAGGAGCUACGCGCUUUUAACCUAGCAACGUUAGGAAAUAACCUCAGUUUCUGUUGGCGUAGUAUUAUGGUAGCUCAGGACAUGGUGUGUAGUGGUGUUAGGCGCAGAAUCGGGAAUGGAGAAACAACCCUCAUUUGGGAGCACCCGUGGCUCUUAGAUGAACAUGACCCAAUGAUACAGACAGAAAGAGUACCCCAUUUGGCUAAGGCGCCGAUACGUGGUAUUGGUAUGGAGAUCAGAGGGGUAGCUACACUGUCAAACACGGCUAUAGACGAGUAUUUGGAAACUAUAAUGAUACACUGGGCAAUUUUGAUAAAUGGCUUGACCUAUGGAAGCUUAAGAUCCCACCCAAAUGGAAAACUUUUCUGUGGAAAGCCCUGA